AAAACAGUGAAUAAGUUAUUGAAUGAGAAAUAUUUAGAAUGAGAAGAUGCGACACUCUACGUGACAAGACCAGAUCAGACUGUAGUCUGGUUAUUGCUAAGUAUACGGGAUUUGCCAAGCCGCCUUCAUUCUUCGUUGCUUCUUGCCUUCUAAGUUGGGUUGGAUCCUCUAUUUCUCAUCACCGAAUCUUAUGCGAUAAGUCUCAAGAUGAAGGACAGACUCAAACGCUUCUUUCGUUCGUCGCAAUCCUUGAGCGGUAGCUCAACGCAGCCAAGCGCUUCAGUCGAUCACUUACAAACAAAACCUUACGAUACGGUUUUACCGCAGGAUAAGUCCAGUGCGCUGUCUAUUCCACCAACAACAGAUUCCUGGAACGAGGCACUUCAGAAACUCUCUAUAGAAGACCAGGAGAAGGUCCCCGAAACUGAGAUUCAAAAAGAGGACAACGACUUCCAAGACACAUGGCGGGUCCUUGAAAACGAAAAGAGGGGUAAUAUCCUCGACUGGAUUUCAAGCACCCCAUACGAGGAUCAUCAUAGAUUGGCAAAGACUGGCCGUACACCUGAUACUGGCCGAUGGAUUUUUGAGCAGCGUAACUUCCAAGAUUGGCGGUCAUCCAAGGACUCAAUGAUAUUUUGGUUACACGGAAUACCUGGUGCUGGGAAAACAAAGCUUGUUUCCCGUGUUGUUGAUGGGCUUUUGGACAAUGCAGAGGAACAGAAGGUGGUGUAUUUCUACUGCGAUCGAAAUGAAGAACUUCGUCGGAAGCCUAAAGAAAUUAUUCGCAGUUUUGUUAAGCAGCUUUCGAUUACGCAUGACCAAACUAUGAUUCAUGAUGGUCUUAUCAAGAUCUAUGACGAGAAACGGCAGAGAGGCUUCUUGUCAAGAGGCUUGAGUCUUGAAGAAAGCGAGGAUCUUCUAGCUCAGUUAAUUCCUACAUAUUCCAGAGCAAUCUUGGUUCUAGAUGCCUUGGAUGAAAGCGAAGAAAGUUCAAGAGAAGGUCUUGUCAGCUAUUUCAACCGACUUGUCGAGCAACUAUGUAAUUUGAAAAUCUUCGUUUCCAGCAGGCGAGACGAGAACAGAGAAAAACAGCUCGAAAUGAAAGUCAGCGUUACCAUUGAAGAAAGGGAUAAUCGCCAUGACAUAGAAAGAUUCGUCAAGCAAAGAAUAAGUGAAGACGAGAAAUUCCGGGCUAGCCCUAUUCCUGCAGAGCUGCAGACAGACAUUGUGCGUGUUCUCCUGGAAAAGAGCCGUGGCGUGUUCCAAUGGGCAGCCCUGCAGAUCACGGAAAUACUAUCCUUAGGCCUAGAGUCUGAUAUGCGACAGCGCCUGAGACGCUUACCAGGUGAUCUAGAAUGUGCAUACAAUGAAAUUUAUGAACGAAUCCUAAGAUCCGAUGGGAGCAGGUACAAGAUUGCGACAAGGGCUCUGCAAUUGGUCCUAUGCUCUACAAAUCCUCUUACGGCAGAUAUUCUUGUUUUCUUUGUGUGUCAAGAUCCUGGUACUGAAACGUCGGUAGCUCCAUACGUGGACAUCCAGUUCAUCCUGGACUCAUGCCCUAAUCUCCUCAUCAUGGACCCCUGUCACACAUGUCGACUCUCCCAUCUCUCGGUGUAUGAACACUUCGAAAAACAUUGGAGCAUAGGCAUGUGCCAUGGCAAUGCUGCAAAAGUUUGUUUGACACACAUGCUAGGCGCAAAUAAUCGACAAUCUCCCAGGUAUUCUGCUACGGCCGAGAGUGUCUUCACUUACGCAACGCACCACUGGUUCGAGCACAUAAGAAAGUAUGAGUGCUACAUCGGGAACGCAGGAGGCAAUAAUAUCGACCCCCAACUGUCGCUGCUUGUUGAGAAAUUUCUCGGUAGCGUAGAAGAGAGUGGGCCCGCCUACAGGUCAUGGUGCACACGAUGCGAGCAAAUGCCACAUAUUCCCAUUGAAGACCUGAAACCCUUCUCUAAUCCAAUGCUAGCAAUUUGCCGACUCGGCUUUCAUCACGUACCACUCACAUGGUGGCAACCCAAAUCCAUAGACCCCGAACAAACCAACGAAGCCUCCAACUCGCUCCUAGCGCUAGCCAUCUUGAGUGAAAACAAAAUCACCACCCAGAGACUCCUAUCCCUCAGAGCAGAUAUCAACAGACCACUCGAUGGGCUGCUCGGCAGCGGAUCAGCGCUCGGUGCCGCCGCCUCAACAGGCAACCAGGAGACCAUCAAGCUACUCCUAAGCAAAGGAGCGAAGGUAAACCAGAAACACACCGGAGGAAUCUACGGCAACGCCCUCGUCGCAUCCAUCGCAAGCCCCAACGGCAGAAAAGCCACCCAACUACUCCUUGAUUCCGGAGCAGAGAUCAACCAAGAGCUCAACUGCGGAAUAUUCGGCAGCGCACUUGCCGCCGCCGCCACGCGUGGAGGCCCCAAAGCCACCCGAUUACUUCUCCGAGCAGGAGCGAACGUCAAUCAAGGCCUCACGAGCGGGAAUUACGGCAGUGCCCUCGCAGCCGCGGCUUCAACACACGGCUGUCAAGACACGGUGAAACUACUCCUCAGCUCAGGUGCAGACGUCAACCAAGUGCUCACAUGGGGACACUACGGUAGUGCUCUUGCGGCGGCCGCGUGCGGUGAUCCCGGGAAUAUUAAGUUACUCCUAGAUGCUGGGGCGGAUGUAAAUCAGACGCUCGUUUCGGGUCUCUACGGCAGUGCACUUGCGGCCGCGGCGUAUAGCCAACGUUACUCUGUAAAGAGUCUGCUCGAUGCAGGCGCUGAUGUCAAUCAGAAGCUCACCACCGGGCUUUAUGGCAGUGCCCUGGCGACAGCAGUGGCGAAGCAGAGUGCCCAUAAGAAGAUUGUGCAGUUACUGUUGGAUGCAGGGGCAGAUGUGAAUCAGAAGCUUGCCUCGGGCCUCUACGGUAGUGUUCUUGAAGCGGCGAGGGCGCGGACUCGUCCCGAGCUUUAUGAGAUGCUCUUGGACGCAGGUGCUAAGAAGAGUCAGGGAAGUGUCAAGAACAUAGCAUCGAAGGCUGAUAAGUAUGAGUCACAGAAGGAGUGAGAUAUUAUCCAAAAGAUCAAUAGCCGACUUGAUACAAAC
Molecule: messenger RNA, 3084 nt
Organism: Aspergillus alliaceus
Lineage: Eukaryota; Fungi; Ascomycota; Eurotiomycetes; Eurotiales; Aspergillaceae
Product: ankyrin repeat-containing domain protein
Exons: 3
Coding region: 208-3045 (945 amino acids)
Molecular function (GO): protein binding
Source: RefSeq, a predicted model, not a curated record